AUGAUCUUGGCCACCAUCAUCGCCAACUGUAUUGUGCUGGCACUGGAGCAGCACCUGCCUGACGGGGACAAGACACCCAUGUCUGAGCGGCUGGCCGUUUCCCAUGCUGACCUUCCCAGUGCACCCCCGUGGUCCAGUUCCCUGGGGCUCACCUGCACCAAGGCUCUCUAUGCCACCAUCCCCAAGAUCCUGGCCACAGCGGGCACUGACUUCGACCUGCGGACCCUGCGGGCCGUGCGUGUGCUCAGGCCCCUGAAGCUGGUGUCUGGGAUUCCGAAUCCAGAGCCAGUGGGUGACUUUCCCUGUGGCAAGGAGGCCCCAGCCCGGCUGUGUGAGGGCGACACCGAGUGCCGGGAGUACUGGCCGGGACCCAACUUUGGCAUCACCAACUUUGACAAUAUCCUGUUUGCCAUCUUGACAGUGUUCCAGUGCAUCACCAUGGAGGGAUGGACUGACAUCCUUUAUAACACAAAUGAUGCAGCCGGCAACACCUGGAACUGGCUCUACUUCAUCCCUCUCAUCAUCAUCGGCUCCUUCUUCAUGCUCAACCUGGUGUUGGGUGUGCUCUCAGGAGAGUUUGCCAAGGAGCGUGAGAGGGUCGAGAACCGCCGGGCCUUCCUGAAGCUCCGCCGGCAGCAGCAGAUUGAGCGGGAGCUCAAUGGGUACCUGGAAUGGAUCUUCAAGGCUGAGGAAGUCAUGCUGGCUGAGGAGGACAAGAAUGCGGAGGAGAAGUCCCCUCUGGAUGCUGCACGGCCGCCACCUUCCGCGGGGUCCUGGGCAGACCCGUUCUGGAGGUCGCCGCAUGCUCCCGGGCAGUUGCGUGCCGUGGACCAGAGUGGAGAGCGGGCUGCUUGGCAGCGGGCCACAGUCCUGGCCUUGUCCUUACAGACGUCUCCUGGUCUCCCUGGUAGCCAGGCCUUCCCCACUGACAUCAUCGCGGAGAAGAGGGGAAUGUUGAAGAGAGCAGCCACCAAGAAGAGCCGGAAUGACCUGAUCCAUGCCGAGGAGGGGGAGGACCGGUUUGCAGACCUCUGUGCUGUUGGAGGUACAGUGCCCUCUGCCCUCUGCUGCGUGCUCAGCGUUUUUCCCCCCGGUGCCGGCAGUGGAGUGAGCGGUGUGUUUGCCCAGCGCUUCCUGCCCUUUCCCAUCGGUGCAGCCCCGGCUGCUCUCGGCUCUACCACCCCCAACGUGGACACAGAGCCUCGGGCCGCACCCCGGUCCCCCUUCGCCCGCGCCAGCCUCAAGAGUGGGAAGACAGAGAGUUCGUCAUACUUCCGUAGGAAGGAGAAGAUGUUCCGGUUCUUCAUCCGCCGCAUGGUGAAGGCACAGAGCUUCUACUGGGUGGUGCUGUGUGUGGUGGCCCUGAAUACGCUGUGCGUGGCCAUGGUUCACUACAACCAGCCGCAGCGGCUCACCACGGCGCUGUACUUUGCAGAGUUUGUUUUCCUGGGUCUCUUCCUCACAGAGAUGUCCCUGAAGAUGUAUGGCCUGGGGCCCAGAAGCUACUUCCGGUCCUCAUUCAACUGCUUCGACUUUGGGGCCUCAGUUCCUGGUCACGGGGGCCUCUCCUCAUGUCCCACAACACAGCAGCUGGCUGCCCGCAGCAGAGCUGAGAGCAUGGAGAAGGAAGCCAGUCUUUGGAACCGAAUCUCAGAGGUCAUUGUGGGGAGCAUCUUUGAAGUGGUCUGGGCCGCCAUCAAGCCGGGAACCUCCUUCGGGAUCAGCGUGCUGCGGGCACUCCGGUUGCUGCGGAUCUUCAAAGUCACAAAGUACUGGAGCUCCCUGCGGAACCUGGUGGUGUCUCUGCUCAACUCCAUGAAGUCUAUCAUCAGCCUCCUUUUCCUGCUGUUCCUGUUCAUCGUGGUCUUUGCCCUGCUGGGCAUGCAGCUGUUCGGGGGACAGUUCAACUUUCAAGAUGAGACCCCGACAACCAACUUUGACACCUUCCCCGCGGCCAUCCUUACCGUCUUCCAGGGCUUUGGCAGCCCUGAUGCCCCUGUGGCUGUCCUCACCUGUGUGGGAAGUCCUCUGAGAGUGUCCGUGGCUGUGGUUCGUGUGGGGAAGCGGCCCCUGGCCUCGGUGUCCUGUCCUCUGGUCUCUGCUGGAGCCCUGAGCAGCCUUGCCAACGAGGCAGUGCCCUGGCAUAUGGGGGGCCUCCCUGCCAGACUGGGGCCUGACCAGCAUCAGUCGUCGCUGUCGGCCUCAUACAAAGCCGGCUGCUCCUCAGGCCUCGCACUGGCGGGAAUAGCCGCAGCCUGGGCCGAGGGCUGGAGCCAACCAGACACUCUGCUGAAUGUCUUCCUGGCCAUCGCCGUGGACAACCUCGCCAACGCUCAGGAGCUGACCAAGGAUGAAGAGGAGAUGGAAGAAGCAGCCAAUCAGAAGCUUGCUCUGCAAAAGGCCAAAGAAGUGGCUGAAGUGAGCCCCAUGUCUGCCGCAAACAUCUCUAUUGCUGCUGCGGAGCCACGCUGUGACCUGGAGGCCAGUGAGAUGAUGGGUGUGGGCCCUGUACAUGCACUGCCCAGCACCUGCCUACAGAAGGUGGAGGAACAGCCAGAAGAUGCAGACAAUCAGCGGAAUGUCACACGGAUGGGCAGUCAACCCUCGGACCUGAGUGCCACUGUGCAUAUCCCGGUGACGCUGACCGGCCCUCCUGGGGAGACCACGGUUGUUCCCAGUGGUAACGUGGACCUGGAAAGCCAAGCUGAAGGGAAGAAGGAGGUAGAAGCCGAUGACGUGAUGAGGAGUGGCCCCCGACCUAUCGUCCCGUACAGCUCCAUGUUCUGCUUAAGCCCCACCAACCUGCUCCGCCGCUUCUGCCAUUACAUCGUGACCAUGCGGUACUUUGAGAUGGUCAUUCUUGUGGUCAUCGCCCUGAGCAGCAUUGCCCUGGCAGCCGAGGAUCCUGUGCGGACAGACUCGCCCAGGAACAACGCUCUGAAAUACAUGGACUACAUUUUCACAGGCGUCUUUACCUUUGAGAUGGUGAUAAAGAUGAUUGAUUUGGGACUGCUGCUGCACCCUGGGGCCUACUUCCGGGACCUGUGGAAUAUUCUGGACUUCAUCGUGGUCAGUGGGGCCUUGGUGGCAUUUGCCUUCUCGAGCUUCAUGGGAGGAUCCAAAGGGAAAGACAUCAACACCAUCAAGUCCCUGAGAGUCCUGCGCGUCCUGCGGCCCCUCAAGACCAUAAAACGGCUGCCGAAGCUUAAGGCCGUGUUUGACUGUGUGGUGAACUCCCUGAAGAACGUCCUUAACAUCCUGGUUGUCUAUAUGCUCUUCAUGUUUAUAUUUGCUGUCAUUGCGGUGCAGCUCUUCAAAGGGAAGUUUUUCUACUGCACGGAUGAGUCCAAGGGGCUGGAGAGGGACUGCCGGGGUCAGUAUUUGGAUUAUGAGAAGGAGGAAGUGGAAGCUCAACCACGGCAGUGGAAGAAAUACGAUUUUCACUAUGACAAUGUGCUCUGGGCUCUGCUGACACUGUUCACAGUGUCCACGGGAGAAGGGUGGCCCAUGGUCCUGAAACACUCUGUGGAUGCCACCUAUGAGGAGCAGGGCCCAAGCCCCGGGUACCGCAUGGAGCUAUCCAUCUUCUAUGUGGUCUACUUUGUGGUCUUCCCCUUCUUCUUCGUCAAUAUCUUUGUGGCCUUGAUUAUCAUCACCUUCCAGGAGCAGGGGGACAAGGUGAUGUCUGAGUGCAGCCUGGAGAAGAACGAGAGGGCUUGCAUUGACUUUGCCAUCAGCGCCAAGCCCCUGACACGGUACAUGCCCCAGGACAAGCAGUCAUUCCAGUACAAGACGUGGACGUUUGUCGUGUCUCCACCCUUUGAGUACUUCAUCAUGGCCAUGAUUGCCCUCAACACAGUGGUGCUGAUGAUGAAGUUCUACAAUGCACCCUAUGAAUACGAGCUGAUGUUGAAAUGCCUGAACAUUGUGUUCACAUCCAUGUUCUCCAUGGAAUGCGUGCUGAAGAUCAUCGCCUUUGGGGUGCUGAACUAUUUCAGAGAUGCCUGGAAUGUCUUUGACUUUGUCACUGUGUUGGGAAGUAUUACUGAUAUUUUAGUAACAGAGAUUGCGAACAACUUCAUCAACCUCAGCUUCCUACGCCUCUUCCGUGCUGCCCGGCUCAUCAAGCUGCUCCGCCAAGGCUACACCAUCCGCAUCCUGCUGUGGACCUUCGUCCAGUCCUUCAAGGCCCUGCCUUACGUGUGUCUGCUCAUCGCCAUGCUUUUCUUCAUCUAUGCCAUCAUUGGCAUGCAGGUAUUUGGAAAUAUUGCCCUGGAUGAUGACACCAGCAUCAACCGGCACAACAACUUUCGAACAUUUUUACAAGCCUUGAUGCUGUUGUUCAGGAGUGCCACUGGGGAGGCCUGGCACGAGAUCAUGCUGUCUUGUCUCAGCAACCAGGCCUGUGAUGAGCACGCCAAUGCCAAUGAGUGUGGGAGCGACUUUGCCUACUUUUACUUCGUCUCCUUCAUCUUCCUUUGCUCCUUUCUGGCUGAUUCCAUGUUGAUGGUCCUUGGGCGCAUCAGUUACAAUGACAUGUUUGAGAUGCUGAAACACAUGUCCCCACCCCUGGGGCUGGGGAAGAAAUGCCCUGCUCGAGUUGCAUACAAGCGCCUGGUUCGCAUGAACAUGCCCAUCUCCAAUGAGGACAUGACUGUCCACUUCACGUCCACGCUGAUGGCCCUCAUUCGGACCGCACUGGAGAUCAAGCUGGCUCCAGCUGGCACAAAGCAGCAUCAGUGUGAUGCGGAGUUGAGGAAGGAGAUUUCCUCCGUGUGGGCCAAUCUGCCCCAGAAGACCCUGGAUUUACUGGUGCCACCUCAUAAACCUGACGAGAUGACAGUGGGGAAAGUCUAUGCAGCUCUGAUGAUAUUUGACUUCUACAAACAGAACAAGACCACCAGAGACCAGAUUCACCAGGCCACUGGAGGCCUAUCCCAGAUGGGCCCUGUGUCCCUCUUCCACCCUCUGAAGGCCACCCUGGAGCAGACACAGCCGGCCGUGCUCCGAGGAGCCCGGGUGUUCCUUCGGCAGAAGAGCUCUGCGUCCCUCAGCAACGGUGGGGCAGUACAAACCCAAGAGAGUGGCAUCAAGGAGUCUGUCUCCUGGGGCACUCAGAGGACCCAGGAGGUACCCUAUGAGGCAAGGACACCCCUGGAGCGUGGCCACUCUACAGAGAUCCCGGCGGUGCAUCCAGGAAAACCGGCUGUUGAUGUCCAGAUGCAGAGCAUGGCCCUGAGAGGUCCUGACGGGGAGCCCCAACCUGGGCUGGAGAGUCAGGGACGAGCGGCCUCCAUGCCCCGCCUGGCUGCAGAGACCCAGCCAUGGCCCACCCAGUGA
Molecule: messenger RNA, 5340 nt
Organism: Puma concolor (puma)
Lineage: Eukaryota; Metazoa; Chordata; Mammalia; Carnivora; Felidae
Source: RefSeq, a predicted model, not a curated record